GCCUUUGUGGGGAAGACGUGCGUCCAACGUGAACCGAGGAGUGGGAAACCUACGAAGGCAAGAAACAAUCCAACCUGCUAAUCGUCAUCCCCAAGCACAAUCCACCCGAGCAAAUCUCCGUCCAAUCGCAGUGAAUCCUGUCGACCACGAGUUGAAAAGAUUCGGCUGUGUUUGGAUAUCAAGCUUGGAUUCCAAAGGCAAAUAACAUAAGCAGCUUGGCCUGACAAGAUUACUCUGACCUUUCUGCUUCGUACUGUGAUGAGAUUCACGUAUUCUAGCUUUUGCUGUAAAGCAGUCAUGGGUUUCCUGCUUAGGUUUGUUCAGUAUCUGAUUGCCUGUGUGUGACUGCUUUACAUACAUAUGGUUGUUCUCCCAGCAUCAUUCUUUGUCUGGAUUUGAUUUGCCUCGGUGUUCAUCACGCAGCCACCUUUUGAGUCUCUGCUGAGCCAAAGCGUGUUUUUUCUUGCGAAAUCUAUCAAGUCUUGUACAUCAUCACCUUUCCCGUAGAACUGCGCUAUUGUUUGAUUUCAUUUAAGAGACUGUUCUCUGUCUUGUCCGGUGGAAUAAGAGAUGAGUGCAUCAUCGAGCAACUCUGCGUCACAUGAGCCAGUUGCGAGUUCUUCUGAUAAGCGGGAGUUGGAAGCCCGUGGGAAGAACAAGAAUCAAGAUGAGACCAAAUUUCCUGUCCCAUUCUACCGUCUGUUCUCGUUUGCAGACUCCACGGAUGUGAUUCUGAUGGUCGUGGGAUCACUUGGUGCGCUGGGGAAUGGGCUUGCUCUGCCACUCAUGACCGUUCUGUUCGGGGAUUUGAUCCAGUCCUUUGGAGGAGCUUCGGACACACACGAUGUGCUUCGUAGAGUUUCCACGGUAGCCUUGGAAUUUGUCUACCUAGUAGUUGGAGCAGGCGUGGUAUCUUUGAAGGGUUCGUAGUUGCAUUUGUCCAAGGGUGGCUUCUCACCCUUGUCAUUGCUGUGCGCCAUCCCUCCCUUGGUGGUUGCUGGAGGAGUCAUGGCCAUUAUUGUGGCCAGGAUGGCAUCAUUGGGACAAGCAGCUUAUGGAGAAGCUGCAGCGACCGUCGAGCAGACAAUUGGGUCAAUUAGGACAGUUGCAUCUUUUACCGGGGAAAGGCGAGCAGUAAAGAAAUAUGAUAAGUCUUUGGUAAAUGCAUACAUUGCUAAAAGGAAUAAGUCUCGGCACAGUCAUGCUUUUCAUGUUCGCUGGGUAUUCAUUGUGAAUAUGGCACGGAGCAGAGUUGAUAUUGCUAAAAGGUUACAAUGGUGGCAAGGUCGUCAAUGUGAUAUUUGCAAUCCUCACUGGCUCCUUGAAACACAACCAAGUCAACUGAACUGUUGAGGUUGCACUGAUUCUUGAGAAGGAUGUAAACAUCAGCAGCAGAGAUGAUCUCUGUAUGAAAGAAAAGGACGGAUGAAUGACGAUGGCAGUAUUCUCUAUGAGGAUGGUCUUGUGAGUGAUACAAACAAAUUCACCAGUUAUGAUCAUGAACAUGAAGUACUUUUGUUCCAUCAGAUAGAGAGAAAAGAUGAUGAGACUUGAUCCCAUCUACACUUCCUUCUAUCCCUUGUUUUCUUAAUCAUCUUGCCGUGUCUCCUUUUAAUGCCGUUUGUAUCAAAAGGAUGACAGUAUUUCCAUAAUUCAAUCACCUCCUUAUUUAUAUGAUUUUUACACACAUUUGUAUAAUCUUCCUUAUUGCCUUUGCUAACAUGUGCAGGAUUUUGUGGUGGGUAUUAUGUCCAUGUAUUGAAUCUGAUGAAGACCACUGUAAUUUACUGAGAAAAGACGUUGACCACAAAAAGUACUUGUGUUCUCAGUAUCAACGAAUGCACUGAAGUUACUUUCAGAGCUGCAAGAUAGACCGCUAACAGGCAUCAAGAACAUGAUAACAUAUCUCAAGCUCAAUUCAAUCAUGACCUGUUCUUUUUAAUUUUUGCCCGUGUAUUAUCUAGCUUGAUCAUGAAUGAUCUUAUCAUCAAACAAAUAUUCCUCUCCAAACUUGUGCGUAUACAUUAUGUUUGAUUGUUUAUAAUGCAUCCAAGCAAUGCCACUCUGUUCCAAGUGUUCUGAACUUGUAAGCUCACUCUGAGCUUACAGAAACAAGAAUCUUUCUGAU
This is a messenger RNA of Musa acuminata AAA Group (dessert banana), 2128 nucleotides long. RefSeq lists its product as uncharacterized. The transcript has 4 exons. Gene Ontology annotation, biological process: transmembrane transport. Gene Ontology annotation, molecular function: ATP binding; ABC-type transporter activity. The coding region runs from base 1009 to 1353 and encodes 114 amino acids. The record is from RefSeq and is a predicted model, not a curated record. Lineage: Eukaryota; Viridiplantae; Streptophyta; Magnoliopsida; Zingiberales; Musaceae. Gene Ontology annotation, cellular component: membrane.